CCGCGUUGCUUCAAACUCUCCACUCCCUUGAUUCCACAUAUCAACCGCAAAGAUGGCCGCACGAUCCGCAGCCCUGAAGCUCGACUGGGCCAAAGUGACGACCUCGCUGGGCCUGCGCGGCCAGACGGUCGCGUCCCUGCAGGCGUUCAAGUCGCGCAACGACAACGCGAAGCGCAAGGUGCAGCAGCUGUCCGAGCUCCCCACGGCCGUCGACUUCGCCCAGUACCGCUCCACCCUCAAGAACCAGGCCGUCGUCGACGAGAUCGAGAAGCGCUUCAAGGCCUUCAAGCCCGCCACCUACGACAUCUCCCGCCAGCUCAAGGCCAUCGAGACCUUCGAGGCCGAGGCCGUCAAGAACGCCCAGGCCACCAAGGAGAAGGUCGACCUCGAGCUCCAGGACCUCACCAAGACGCUGCAGAACAUCGAGCAGGCCAGGCCCUUCGAGGACCUCACUGUGGACGACGUUGCCGCCGCCGAGCCCUCGAUCGACGAGAAGACCUCCAAGCUGGUUUCCAGGGGCCGCUGGGGCGUCCCCGGAUACAAGGAAAAAUUCGGCGACCUCUCCGUGCUGUAGAGAACAACAUGGGCAGCACCUUCCCUUUGUGUACGCUAGCAUUGUAGAUAUCGGGAUCGGAGAGGGCGGAGAAGUGAGAUGGACGGCAUGCUCAAGAAUACAAGUCAUUCAUCGGAUUUUCUGCACCUACUUGCAUUGAUGAUUUGGUCUGUCCCCAUCCUCGAGGCCACUGGCUUAAUGCUCGACCGGCCUGGGGUUUGGACCGUGUCUUAUCUCGAGAGGCGUAUGCAAAUGCUCACCACCAGCCGUUCCAACUCCGGGUCUGGGCUAUCCAAGCCAGCCCUUCAAGCAUCGCUUGGUCCGCCUCAAACGCCCUCUGCAGGUGCGGUGCCUUUAGCCAAAAGGUAUGCGGCCAACCCCGAACAACAUUGGUCCUGACUUCGACCCCGGCGUUCCUCAAGACCGUUGCAUAGCACGCGCCGUCCGAGUACAAAACGUCAUUUGUACACAUCUGGAUCCAUGUGCGCGGCAUUCCCUUCAAUCCUUCUUCGUCAACUUCAAGCGGCAUCCUAUCUAAGCCGUCCCGGGGCACCUCCCUCUUCAUAACCCCUAGGAGGCUGGUGUCGAAGCUCCUUUCCCAAGCGCUGGUGUGCAAGUGCCGGAUACCUUCAGGCACGUACUCCUUCCCGCUGAAUGCGUCGCUGGUUACCGGGCAGCGCAGGACGACACCUUGGAAACUCGUCUUGGAUACGUGCUGAGUCACCAGCGCGGCAAGCUGGCCUCCGCUCGACGAUCCCACGACGAGGAUCCUGGCACGUGGGUACCUCCCUACGACAAAGUUGAACGCGUCGACGCAGUCCUGCACGAUGGUGGUUGCUGGAUGCUGGGGCAGAAGCCGGUAGCCGACUGAAUAGAGCUGUAGCCCAGGGAGGAAGGCCUCCGAUUCCUUGAUGAUGCGCCGGCAGGACAGGUCCUCACUGUCGGCCUCGCCGACCACGAGACCACCGCCGUGGUAGUAGAUGACAACCCAUAGACACGCCGACUCAUCUUCGCUGCUCCGAGCGUACUGCAACAGGGGGAUAGCGAAACCGUCCAGCGUCGAGGGCACGUAAGUGGUCCUGGUCCCGAUCCCCUGUGCGAGGUGAUGAUCUCUUGCUCCGGGAGCUGUCAUGGCGUUGUUGCGCUCACGGCACUGCGCUGCGUAGAUCUGCUGUCUGACGGAAGGCUCCAUGGCUGGUUUUGGUGCCAGGAGGUCGGCCUCCUUUUCGUGACGGAGCCAUGCUGUGUCAAGCGGUGGUGCUUUGUACAGAACUGGCGGGUCUUCUUCCAUUUUCUGUCUCGUUCACCGUCCAAGACUGGACAAAGUGCUGGCAAUCAACUCCCAAUACUCAACAAGCUAAAAAAACCCAAUACCUGUACAAGCUGAGGUAGACUGAUUAGACACUGUACAUAUGUACUUGCUCGAACGACACCAAACUUGGUCGAG
Molecule: messenger RNA, 2000 nt
Organism: Diaporthe batatas
Lineage: Eukaryota; Fungi; Ascomycota; Sordariomycetes; Diaporthales; Diaporthaceae
Product: F1F0 ATP synthase subunit d
Exons: 4
Coding region: 53-574 (173 amino acids)
Biological process (GO): proton motive force-driven ATP synthesis
Molecular function (GO): proton transmembrane transporter activity
Source: RefSeq, a predicted model, not a curated record